Amoebophrya sp. A120 is the source of this 316-nucleotide messenger RNA. The record is from the annotation of a GenBank genome assembly. NCBI's taxonomy places the organism in Eukaryota, Dinophyceae, Syndiniales, Amoebophryaceae.
AUGCGGUACCUCGGAGUACUGUGCGCUAGCCAUAGCAGUAGAGCAAGCAGCGCAAAGACCGCCGCGCACAGCGCAAGUGGAAGAAGUGAGGGCGCAGUGGAUCCAGCAGCAGCACACGUAGAUCAUGAUAUCCAGUUGUGCACCAAGCUCGCGCCAGCCAUCAGAAAAAGCGUCAACAAGUUAUUCGAAGUCUACGGGACGCACUACGCCACCUACCAGGAGCUGGGUAAAUUUGAUCAAAGCGAGGAGGAGACCGAGGAGUUUCAGGUAUCCGCCAGGGAGGCUGUUCAUGUCGGAAUCACGAGAGCGAGUCACA